This is a messenger RNA of Chelmon rostratus (copperband butterflyfish), 413 nucleotides long. Its product is annotated as protein FAM240B. The record is from RefSeq and is a predicted model, not a curated record. The transcript has 3 exons. The coding region runs from base 128 to 361 and encodes 77 amino acids. Lineage: Eukaryota; Metazoa; Chordata; Actinopteri; Chaetodontiformes; Chaetodontidae.
GCUGGAUGCUUGACUGACUGGAGUUUACAUGUAAAGCACACACACACACACACACACACACACACACACACACACACUCACUCAUCCACCCGGUGAGGCUGGCGGACGCUCAGUUGGAGCUCUGAAGAUGAAUGUGGCUCUGAUCCACGACAGACUGCACAUCAAGACGUUCUGGGAGAAGAGGAUUACCAACCAGUGUCGGCAUGCUGAGACGGAGGAGCAGAGGGUGGAGAAGAGCGCGCUCAAAAAGCUCAGGGCGGAGUGGCUGGUCCGUCUAGAGAACCGAACCAAACACCUGAAGAGCCUCAACGAGAACUACGUCAGGAAGGUGAAGAUGGAGAAGUCAGCUGACCAGACAUGAGUUCAGACAGGAAGAAGACAAACUGUCAUCCUGAAGUUCAGAGCAAUAAACC